This is a messenger RNA of Hyalella azteca, 720 nucleotides long. RefSeq lists its product as uncharacterized. The transcript has 2 exons. The record is from RefSeq and is a predicted model, not a curated record. The coding region runs from base 1 to 720 and encodes 239 amino acids. NCBI's taxonomy places the organism in Eukaryota, Metazoa, Arthropoda, Malacostraca, Amphipoda, Hyalellidae.
AUGCCAGAGCACCGCAUGAUGCAUGCUGACAACAGCAGCAUGCCACAGCACCGCACGAUGCAUGCUGACAACAGCAGCAUGCCACAGCACCGCAUGAUGCAUAGUGACAACAGCAGCAUGCCACAGCACCGCAUGAUGCAUGCUGACAACAGCAGCAUGCCACAGAACCGCAUGAUGCAUAGUGACAACAGCAGCAUGCCACAGCACCGCACGAUGCAUGCUGACUACAGCAGCAUGCCACAGAACCGCAUGAUGCAUGCUGACAACAGCAGCAUGCCACAGCACCGCAUGAUGCAUAGUGACAACAGCAGCAUGCCACAGCACCGCAUGAUGCAUAGUGACAACAGCAGCAUGCCAGAGCACCGCAUGUUACAUGCUGACAACAGCAGCAUGCCACAGAAUCGCAUGAUGCAUAGUGACAACAGCAGCAUGCCAGAGCACCGCAUGUUACAUGCUGACAACAGCAGCAUGCCAGAGCACCGCAUGAUGCAUAGUGACAACAGCAGCAUGCCACAGCACCGCACGAUGCAUGCUGACAACAGCAGCAUGCCACAGCACCGCACGAUGCAUGCUGACAACAGCAGCAUGCCACAGCACCGCAUGAUGCAUGCUGACAACAGCAGCAUGCCACAGCACCGCAUGAUGCAUGCUGACAACAGCAGCAUGCCACAGCACCGCAUGAUGCAUACUGACAACAGCAGCAUGCCACAGCACCGAUGA